Durusdinium trenchii is the source of this 819-nucleotide messenger RNA. Lineage: Eukaryota; Dinophyceae; Suessiales; Symbiodiniaceae. The record is from the annotation of a GenBank genome assembly.
AUGGCUCGAGUGACCGUGGUGACAGCUGGAGGUACUAUUGUGGCAGAGAACCACAAGCUUGAGCCAGAUGAUACUUUCAGUGAGUUGCUGGAGAUGGGAAUCUUGAAAAUCCCACACGAUCCAGACACCAUUCUAAGGUUCCAGCUAUUGUCUCCCAGUGGUGAAAUCCUGAAGAAGGAGACCCGGGUUGCGUCCAGAGUGAAUGAUGGCGACACCUUGACCUUUAUCAUGGUGGCGAGAGAUCCCCGUGCCCAUGCCUGGAUCCCACGAGUGAACUCAGAUCCUGACUGCUUGAAAUGUGCCCCAGAAUAUGCGCGGUCAGAUCGUUUCGUGGUCAUGGAAGCCGUCGCAAAGGAUGGACAGGCCCUAGGCUACGCAGUGCCUGAACUUCGUGCAGACAAGGAGGUGGUCUCCAGGGCCGUGUCACAGGAUGGCCGCUCUUUGCAAUUUGCUUCUCCAGAGCUGCGGGACGACAAGGAGGUGGCGUUGAAAGCGGUGCUGAACCAGGGCCGGGCCUUGGAGUUUGCCUCGGAGCGGCUCCGAGGGGACUUCGAAAUGGUCCUUUGUGCCUGCACGAAUGAAGGGAACUCCCUGGAGUUUGCCACCAAAGAAUGGCAGAAACACCAAAAGAUUGUUCUCUUGGCCGUUGAUCGUCCGUAUCAACAGGCAAAGAUACUUGGCAAAAUCGAAGAUGGAGGGCAUUGGGACAGCUCACACUGCUGCUUUGGUUCAGUUUCUGAUCAAAACUUGCCCGAGGAAUGGAAAUCGGAAUAUGCAGCCGAUCCAGUUUGCUGCAGAAGAACUGCGGUCAAACUAUGA